Messenger RNA from Arachis duranensis, 2237 nucleotides. RefSeq lists its product as uncharacterized. NCBI's taxonomy places the organism in Eukaryota, Viridiplantae, Streptophyta, Magnoliopsida, Fabales, Fabaceae. Gene Ontology annotation, molecular function: protein binding. Bases 178 to 2130 code for a protein of 650 amino acids. The record is from RefSeq and is a predicted model, not a curated record. The transcript has 2 exons.
UUGAGUUUCAGCCUCGAAAAACCUAUCUUUCUCUCUCUUCCAUUUCUCUCUCUAAACGAUUUUGCAAUUCAAUAGCAAUCUCUCCAUCGUCAUCGUGGUCAUCAUCAUCAUCUUCGUCUUCUUCUUCUUUAACGUUUCCUUCUCCGAAACACCCAGGCCAGUUGCUUUUCUAAGGAAAUGUCUCCUUCAUCCCGAUCCAAGUCUAAAGACAAAAAGCCAACCAAGGAAGCUCAGAAGGCUUCUGCAAAGCCAUCAGGGUCUGGUAAUGGAGUAGCUGGCAUUCCAGCAAGUGCAUACAACCCAUUACUAGGAACGUUUCAUACUCUUGAAACCUCAGCAGCAUCUACCUCCCCAAUACAUUCAAAUGGUCGAUUCCGGAACAUAGAUGAGACAGAGGGACAUCCCAUUGGGUCUGUUGUUUCGGGUGUUGAGUAUGAUUCUGUUUCCAACAAUGGUAGUUGGUCCGGUGAGUCUGAAGACCAUAAAGAAAAAGGUUCUAAUCCCCCUGUUCGACCAGAAACAGUACCGGGAGCUGAUAAUGAUAAGCGAGAGAAAAUCCGCCAGAAGAAUGAGAGAAAACAUCAGCGCCAGAAGGAAAGGCGAGCGCAAGAGUUGCAUGAGCGAUGUAGUGGUUAUCUUAUGUCCAGGAAGCUAGAGUCGCUUGCUCAACAGCUUGUGGCAAUGGGAUUUUCUCACGAACGGGCAACAAUGGCAUUGAUACUGAAUGAGGGAAGGGUGGAGGAAUCAGUAGCAUGGCUGUUUGAAGGUGGUGAAGAAACAGAAAGUCAGAAGGAUAAAAAUGUAGGUACGGGCAAUUUGAAAAUUGACAUCUCAGAAGAGCUUGCCCGGCUUGCAGACCUGGAAACAAGAUAUGAUUGUUCAAAACAGGAGGUUGAAAGAGUGGUUGUUAACUGUGAGGGUGAUCUUGAUAAGGCUGCAGAGUCCUUAAGAGAGAUGAAGCAAAAUCAUCCAUCUGCUCCACCAAAGUUAGAAGAACCUGGUGAUCCCCUUAUUACUAGCAAUGGUAAGCAGUCAGGAGUUGUGAGUCCAAGGCUACAAACGAAACCUGUUCCCCCGCCGAAUCAACCUAAAAAAGAUGAAAAGGAUUUUAACUAUACAAAGGGAGCUGCUACAUUAGGAGUACCGUCAGAAUCCAAUAACAGAAAUAUACAGCCUCUUAAGAGAAUACAACCCAAGUCUGAAUGGGCAAAGCCCCAACAAGCUACCACACCAGCUGCUGAUAAAAGGUGGCCAGGUGCAGGAUCUAAUCCAUCUGUUUCUUAUUCAUCGGAACCGCCUUUGCAAACUUCUCCCCCACUUUCCAAGACUGAAGCUCGUUAUAUGGCUGUUGGAGGUGAUUUUAAGAACCUUCAGUCCAGUGCAGCUAGGGAACCAGUAAUUGUGAUGCAGCGGUCCCAAACUGUAAAUGCAAAGCAGGUUCCAGCCACAAGCAUGAGUUCCUCUCCCCCUGGUAUGUCUGCUAGUUGGUAUCCAAGCAAUGGUGUAGAAGCUAUGCGGUCUAAUGGCUUUAUAUCUCACCCUCCUACCAGUAGAAGCCUUAGUCCAAACUUCCUCAAUUCUAAUCAAAUGUAUCACCAACUUCAGUAUCAUCCUCCACAACAGUUUGUUGCAGCCAGCAGCAAUUCAGUAGAUGCCCAGGCAACCAAUCGAGGGAAUAACAUGUGGAAUAGAGCAGGUCCAUCAUCAUCGCUAGCUGUUGCUUCUUCGCUAGGCCUCUUUUCCGGACUAGGAUCAGCAGCCACAUCAGGGGCGUCUUCUCCGGUAGACUGGAGCACUGGCGGAUCAAUGCAGUUUGAUUAUACGUGCAUAGACUGGUCGUUGGAUAGAAAUUUAACUUCACCAAGGUCGCAUUCUUUGUGGCUAGGGCUCUCACCUUUUUCAAAGAGUAGUGCUAGUCAUAGGUACGACUCUAAUGCUUCUGGAGUGGUUGCUCAACAGGCAAUGAGAUCAGUGCAAUCAAAAGGAAGCAUUGUUCCUAUGCCGGGUUUUCAUGAAGGCGGAGUAGCUUCUGGUGAAUCAUCGUCUGCUGGCCGAGAAUGGAGUUCUCCUUUUGAAGGGAAAGAUCUUUUUAGUUUACCCAGACAGUUUGUUUCUUCCCCUUCUCUGUAGUGUUAGGAGAGAAAAAUCAAAUGAGAAUAAUAAUGAAAGACUGAAAAUGUGCAUGGAUUUGAUGUUGGUUCUUAAUGAUCAUACAGUUGAUGAUUGUUGGUGGUAAA